Porites evermanni is the source of this 5685-nucleotide messenger RNA. The record is from the annotation of a GenBank genome assembly. Lineage: Eukaryota; Metazoa; Cnidaria; Anthozoa; Scleractinia; Poritidae.
AUGAAGGGAAAUCUUAAUAUGGAUAAUAAAAAAAUAAUUAACCUUAGACCGCCAACAUCAAACACUGAUGCAACAACUAAAAAGUAUGUAGAUGAUGCAAUACCUGAUACUAGUUCUUUUAUAAAAAAAGAUGGAAGUGUAGUAAUGACUGGAGACUUCAACACUGGCGGUCACAAAAUACUAAAUCUUCGAACACCUACAACAAACAGUGAACCAGCAACCAAAAAGUAUGUCGAUGAUAAAACUUCUUCUGGUGGAAGCAGUGGAGGUAGUUUAGACCUAUCUAAUUAUUUGAAAAAAGAUGGUACCGUUACUAUGACUGGUAACCUAAAUCUUGGAAACAAAAAAAUAGUUGGUCUCGCAACUCCUACAUCAAAUACAGAUGCUGCAACAAAGAAAUAUGUUGAUGAUAAUAGUGGAAGUCCAGACCUGUCUGAUUAUUUGGAAAAAGAUGGUAGCGUCGCUAUGACUGGUAACCUUAAUCUUGGAAAUAAUAAAAUACUUAACCUCAGUGACCCCACCACAGAUCAACAAGCUGCUAAUCGCGGAUGGGUUCGUAAACAAAUAGACCGCCUUGAUAAUCAUUCUGGAGACGCCUCAAGUAGUGUAUUUACUAUAACAGAUCCAGCUGCGGCAACGACUUUGUAUCUACACUAUAUCUCAGGUUCAUCAUUUGAUGAUUUUGUUUUUACAACAUCAGCACCUGGUCAACCUCUUGUAGGGUGGGCACCAACUGCUAACACAUACAUUAACAAAAUAGAAUUUCAAUUUGGUUCGCGAAAUAUAAACGUUGACUAUCUCUGGUUUAUUCCUAGAGACAGUUCCCAUUCCAAUUCUAAGUUUUGGGUAAGUGGAAAUCGCACUGGCACUUGGUCAUUGAUUAUUCACAAGUCUUGGAGUUAUGAUAUGUCAGGAGUAAGACUGCGAACUCAUAACAAUUCAAAUCACACAGCUAUCACUUGUCGGUUAUUCACUGAUCUACCAAAAGCAAUAACCAAACCACUUAAGAGAAUAGAAAUCAACACACCUAAAAUUGUAAUAAGUGGGGUUAUAAAAGCUGAUAUCGACCUUGGUGGUAAUAAAAUAGAGAAUCUGGGUGGAGCAACCCAAGACAAUGAAGCAGUAACCAAAGGUUAUGUCGACUAUCUAGUUCAUCACACUGUAGUUCAACCAAGUCAUUAUAAAGAUGAGUUUGCUUAUCUCAUGUCAAGUGGAUCUCAAUGGACUGAUGAAUCGGAUGAAAUUGGGUCUAGUUUUCUUAUAAGAAGUAUAGGAGAUUUAGCACCAAACAAAGGAAACUUUCACAACUAUAACCACAAAGUUAUUUACGCGGCUAUAACCAAAAAUAUUUUAAAUAGAUAUCAGUAUAAGAUGGGAAUUAAUUUUUACAGACUAACUGCAAAUACUGAUUACACGUUGUGUUUGGAAAUACUCAACAGUGAUUAUAAUCUUUGGAAUAAUAGUCGAAUAAGUGUUGACAAAGGAACUUCAAAAGGAUUGUCAAUUGGAAAUGUAAUUGUAAAAAAGUUGUCCCAUAGGUAUACUGAUCCAAAAGGGCAAACACAAACUAUGUACUACCACAGAAUAAUAGUUAAUUUCAGAAAGUUGUCAUCUGGGAAUAAGUUCUUUCUUCAUAUUUUGGUUAGGAUUCUUCAGGGUGGUUAUAAUAUAAAUGCGUAUCCGAGACAGUUUUUAGGGACUUAUAUGAUUGCUUAUGGUAUUAUGGGUACAUUUAGUAAUAUCGAUCCAGAUAAAGUUUACGAUUAUCACACCGCAUUUGAUAUCCACCCAGGAUAUGUGAUGUUCAAUGUUCCCCCCAUCAUAAAUCGAAAAAAAUUAGCACAUAUCAGUCUUGACCAAAUAGGUGAUGAUAAUUUUGCAACAAUUAAAUCAGUAAAAGAGUUAAUUCCUUUACUAGAAAAAAAGAAUUUGUAUGAAAAAUACUUUAGUGAGUUCUAUGACUUUGCUGAUGCGGGUAGUUAUGGAAUAAAUAUAGGCUCAUCUGGAGUUAUUAUAAAUUCUUUGAAACCUAAUAUUACACUACCACCUAAUAAAGACUUAGAUGAAAUAACAGAAAAAGGAUUAAAUAUUAAUGGUUAUGAUAUUACUUUUUCUCCUUCACAUUCUUCAAAAUAUACUUUAUGUAUUGUUUUUUCUCAUUGGAGAAAUAGGAGUUUUACCCUAACUAAAUAUUUAUCAACAAACAAUAAUAUGUUAGUAAAAUUGGAUUAUAAUAAAUCAAACAAUAAAGUAACUUUAACUGUCAACAAAACAACUCAAAAUUUUAUCAUGUUAAGUAGUUUUAACGGAAAAUUUAUUGUUUUAUGGCUAACAGAAAAUCUUAGUUCAAAUGUUACAAAAGUUUCAAUAAGUAACUACAGCUCAACAUUAACUAUACCAGCUGUUAAUUACAAUACUAAUCAACGUUGGAAGUUUACAACUGAAGAUGGAGUGAUAUUAAGAUUAAUGUACUCUCCAAAAUUUUACGACUUUGACUCUGAGCAAUUUCACAAAGUAAUGCUUCAAGAAAAGUUAAGUGGAAGUUAUAUAACAUAAGUAUAAAUGAAAAGAAAUAGUAGUAAAAAGAGUAUUUUUGAAUUUAAUCAUAUUGAUAAAUCUUUAUCAAAAGAGCAAAUAGAAACUAUUACAGAUCUUUAUAAACAUUACCAUAAAAAACAUUGGUGUUAUAAAAAAUCUUAUAAAUCUUAUAAAUUUUUAGAUAAUUUUUUUACUAUUUCUAGUUUGUCUCUUAUUGCUGUAGGCACUAUCUCAGGAGGAAUAACACUCAAUCCUAUUAUUCUUGGUGUAAUCAACGGUGCAGGGAUAAUUGUGGGUGGGGUUGCAAAAAAGAAAGAUUUUAAGAAAAAGAUAGAAACAACAAAGCUGGCUUAUACUACUUACGAGAAAGUUCUCGUUGAAUUACGAUCAGCACUCAGAGGAGAUGAGUGGAGUAAAGAAGAAUUUAUAGAUCGUAUUAAAAUAUUAGAUGAAAUAAUAAUUGAUCAAUGUCCAUCAAGUGCUGAUAACUUUGUAGAGAAGUAUAAAAAUAAAUUUAAUAUAUAGAUUAAAAUACCAACUUAGUAUUUUAAUCUAAGUAUCUAAAGGUAUAUUUUUUAUUAUCUUUCUUUGAAGUUGCUGUUUUACAAGAUUUUCUUUUACAACAAAUAUUUGAAAUAUUACCAGCACUAAUAUUUAAUUCAAUCGCAGCUUUUUUGAUUGAUAUAAAUCUUCUUUCUUUUCUAUCUUUAAUACAAGUAGAAAUUAUUGCCUUAUUUUUACUUUUUUCAACAUUUUGCUUAUGUGUAAGUAAUUGCAAAUUUUUAAUUCUAUUAUCAGUCUUCACAGGAAAAAUAUGAUCAACUUCAAAACCAUGUGGAAUUGGUCCGCGAAAAACUUCAUAAACAAAUCUAUGUUGAUAGUAAAACUUUGGUUUUUCUAGUUUUUUAUUGCAAAUAAUAAAAAAUAAAUAUCCAUUAGAAUCUUUAUUUUUAUUUAUUAUUUUCUUUCUUUUAAGAGAGUAAAUAUCUCCAUCUUUAUUUGCAGCAUAAUUAUCAAAAACUGGAUGUUUGUAGUAUUUUACACCAUCAAUUACUACUCUUUGUUUUAUUCUUGAAUCCAUUAUUUUAUAAUAGCCAUACUUACGAAUAGAUGGAAGUACUUUUGAAAAAACCCAUCUUUUAAAAAAUUUAGCAGUUUCUAACUUUGAAGAAAAAACAAGAGAAUAAAAUCCACUUUCAUUUAUAAAAACACAAUUUUGUAAACCCCCCGUCGUCUGGACGCCCCCUUUAUAUUUAUUCAUCAUUUGAUGAUUUUGUUUUUACAACAUCAGCACCUGGUCAACCUCUUGUAGGGUGGGCACCAACUGCUAACACAUACAUUAACAAAAUAGAAUUUCAAUUUGGUUCGCGAAAUAUAAACGUUGACUAUCUCUGGUUUAUUCCUAGAGACAGUUCCCAUUCCAAUUCUAAGUUUUGGGUAAGUGGAAAUCGCACUGGCACUUGGUCAUUGAUUAUUCACAAGUCUUGGAGUUAUGAUAUGUCAGGAGUAAGACUGCGAACCCAUAACAAUUCAAAUCACACAGCUAUCACUUGUCGGUUAUUCACUGAUCUACCAAAAGCAAUAACCAAACCACUUAAGAGAAUAGAAAUCAACACACCUAAAAUUGUAAUAAGUGGGGUUAUAAAAGCUGAUAUCGACCUUGGUGGUAAUAAAAUAGAGAAUCUGGGUGGAGCAACCCAAGACAAUGAAGCAGUAACCAAAGGUUAUGUCGACUAUCUAGUUCAUCACACUGUAGUUCAACCAAGUCAUUAUAAAGAUGAGUUUGCUUAUCUCAUGUCAAGUGGAUCUCAAUGGACUGAUGAAUCGGAUGAAAUUGGGUCUAGUUUUCUUAUAAGAAGUAUAGGAGAUUUAGCACCAAACAAAGGAAACUUUCACAACUAUAACCACAAAGUUAUUUACGCGGCUAUAACCAAAAAUAUUUUAAAUAGAUAUCAGUAUAAGAUGGGAAUUAAUUUUUACAGACUAACUGCAAAUACUGAUUACACGUUGUGUUUGGAAAUACUCAACAGUGAUUAUAAUCUUUGGAAUAAUAGUCGAAUAAGUGUUGACAAAGGAACUUCAAAAGGAUUGUCAAUUGGAAAUGUAAUUGUAAAAAAGUUGUCCCAUAGGUAUACUGAUCCAAAAGGGCAAACACAAACUAUGUACUACCACAGAAUAAUAGUUAAUUUCAGAAAGUUGUCAUCUGGGAAUAAGUUCUUUCUUCAUAUUUUGGUUAGGAUUCUUCAGGGUGGUUAUAAUAUAAAUGCGUAUCCGAGACAGUUUUUAGGGACUUAUAUAAUUGCUUAUGGUAUUAUGGGUACAUUUAGUAAUAUCGAUCCAGAUAAAGUUUACGAUUAUCACACCGCAUUUGAUAUCCACCCAGGAUAUGUGAUGUUCAAUGUUCCCCCCAUCAUAAAUCGAAAAAAAUUAGCACAUAUCAGUCUUGACCAAAUAGGUGAUGAUAAUUUUGCAACAAUUAAAUCAGUAAAAGAGUUAAUUCCUUUACUAGAAAAAAAGAAUUUGUAUGAAAAAUACUUUAGUGAGUUCUAUGACUUUGCUGAUGCGGGUAGUUAUGGAAUAAAUAUAGGCUCAUCUGGAGUUAUUAUAAAUUCUUUGAAACCUAAUAUUACACUACCACCUAAUAAAGACUUAGAUGAAAUAACAGAAAAAGGAUUAAAUAUUAAUGGUUAUGAUAUUACUUUUUCUCCUUCACAUUCUUCAAAAUAUACUUUAUGUAUUGUUUUUUCUCAUUGGAGAAAUAGGAGUUUUACCCUAACUAAAUAUUUAUCAACAAACAAUAAUAUGUUAGUAAAAUUGGAUUAUAAUAAAUCAAACAAUAAAGUAACUUUAACUGUCAACAAAACAACUCAAAAUUUUAUCAUGUUAAGUAGUUUUAACGGAAAAUUUAUUGUUUUAUGGCUAACAGAAAAUCUUAGUUCAAAUGUUACAAAAGUUUCAAUAAGUAACUACAGCUCAACAUUAACUAUACCAGCUGUUAAUUACAAUACUAAUCAACGUUGGAAGUUUACAACUGAAGAUGGAGUGAUAUUAAGAUUAAUGUACUCUCCAAAAUUUUACGACUUUGACUCUGAGCAAUUUCACAAAGUAAUGCUUCAAGAAAAGUUAAGUGGAAGUUAUAUAACAUAA